AUGUUGCCAUCCGUCUACCUAACGGGUCUGUUCGUCGCCCUUUCGCCUGUGGUGGCGAUAUGGCCCGCCCCUUCAAGCAUAACAACGGGUAAUGACACCUUAUGGAUAUCGGAUAAUAUUCAUGUCACCUACAACGGAGAGCGGGUAUGCUGGCCCUCUUUCUCAGACCCUUCCUGCGACUUCGUUGCAACCUAUACUGAUGACUAUCCCCUGGGUCUGCAGCUCUCCUGGAACAGCAAUGAUUAUGGCGUUGUUUCAAAUGACACAGUGUUGCGCAGCAAGGACAUUGUCGCUGGAGCUGUGUCCCGUGCCAUGGAAGCCAUUUUUGACAAUAACUUCGUUCCCUGGAAGCUAUAUCCGAGAAAUAAGGUCCAGAAAACCGAGCCUAUGCCCUCCAAGUCCAACAAGAAGAUCUCAGACCUCAAGAUUGUCCAGACCGGAAAGGACAGCAGCUCCACAUGGAAGCCUCUGGCCGGCGAGGUCGACGAAUCUUAUAGCCUAUCUGUGGGUCUCAACGGAACUGCGCAAAUCGAGGCUGCCUCGGCUGUCGGUGUGUUGCAUGCACUUGAGACCUUCACGCAGCUCUUCUACCUGCACUCGGACAGGAAGUUAGUGUACACGACGAAGGCUCCGGUCGAAAUCAAGGACGCGCCCAAGUUCCCACAUCGUGGUGUCCUUCUCGAUGUGGCCCGAAAUUGGUACCCCAUUGAGAGCAUUUACCGCACCAUUCGCGCCAUGUCGUGGAACAAGAUGAACCGUUUGCAUAUACACGUGACCGACUCUCAGUCAUGGCCGCUGGAGAUCCCCUCCAUGCCCGAAAUCGCUGCGAAGGGUGCAUAUGGAAAGGGGAAGACAUACUCGCCAAAAGACAUCACGGCCAUCCAGAAAUACGCCAUCGCCCGAGGCAUCGAAGUCAUCUUCGAGAUCGACAUGCCAGGUCACAUUGGCGUCGUUGCUGAAUCCCACCCUGACGUCAUCGUCGGCUGGGACUCUACACCAUGGGGAACCUACUGCGCCGAGCCUCCAUGUGGCCAGUUCCGACUCAACGACUCACGCGUCGAUACGUUUCUAGACAAAUUGAUGGACGAUGUGCUGCCAAGAGUCUAUCCGUACUCGGCCUACUUCCACACCGGAGGUGACGAGGUCAACCUACAGCAAUAUCUACUCGACCCUUCAGUGCUGUCCAACGAGUCCUCCGUGGUCUUGCCGCUCAUCCAGAAGUUUACCGAUAAGAACCUCGCUCGUGUGCGCAAUGCAGGUCUCACUCCCUUGGUCUGGGAAGAAAUCCCCAGCUCCGCGCACUACAACGUCACCAUCGACGACGAUGUAGUGGUCCAGAGCUGGCUGGGCAAUGGGGCUGUUAAACUGCUCACGAGCCAAGGGCACAAGGUCAUUGACAGCAACUACAACUACUGGUACCUUGACUGUGGCCGUGGCCAAUGGCUCACAUUCGCCGAAGUCGACACCUCCACGUACUACCCUUUUAACGACUGGUGCGGCCCAACGAAGAGCUGGCAGCUGAUCUACUCUCACAACCCGACUGAAAAUCUGACGGCCGGUGAGGCAGAAUUGGUGCUCGGCGGCGAGGUCGCCGUCUGGAGCGAAACCAUUGAUGAGACAAACCUCGAUUCACUGCUCUGGCCCCGAGGCAGCGCAGCGGGCGAGGUGCUCUGGUCCGGCCCGACCGGUAACACCAGUCAGCUAGAAGCCGCGCCCAGAUUGGGCGAAUUCAGGGAGCGUAUGGUUGCCCGUGGCGUUGGUGCUAGCCCGGUGCAGAUGGUGUUCUGUACACAGGGCAUGAACGCGACGAACUGCCAGCUUUUGCCAUCGGCCGGAGGUUGA
Pseudomassariella vexata is the source of this 1842-nucleotide messenger RNA. Its product is annotated as glycoside hydrolase superfamily. Gene Ontology annotation, biological process: glycosaminoglycan metabolic process; carbohydrate metabolic process. Gene Ontology annotation, molecular function: beta-N-acetylhexosaminidase activity. Gene Ontology annotation, cellular component: membrane. Lineage: Eukaryota; Fungi; Ascomycota; Sordariomycetes; Amphisphaeriales; Pseudomassariaceae. The transcript is spliced from 2 exons. The record is from RefSeq and is a predicted model, not a curated record. Bases 1 to 1842 code for a protein of 613 amino acids.